AUGACUGGAACGAUCAUCGUAACCGGAGCUAAUGGCUCUCUCGCCCUCGCAUACAUAUCACACCUCAUAAAAACCCACCCAUCGUAUACUAUCCUUGCAACAGUCCGCAAUGCAUCUCCGUCCGAUCCUAACACCGCUCAACUCUCCUCCAUCCUCUCUUCUCACCCCAAAUCCUCCAUCGAAGCUCUCGAUCUCUCUCUUCUCUCAAAUGUACGGAGCUUCUCCGAAAACACAGCGAGCAGAGUAGCUUCUGGUGAAAUACCACCCAUAAAAGCUAUCAUCUGCAACGCCUUCACUAUGUCUGUAACAGAGCAGGUUUAUACUCCCGAUGGCUUUGAGAGGACGUUUCAGGUUAACCAUUUAUCUCAUUUUGUUCUGGUGCUAAAGCUGAUUGGGAGUAUGGCGAGUGAUGGGAGGAUCGUGAUGCUUGGUUCGGAUACGCACUAUACAACUCGAACGCAUCCGCUUUUUAAGCAACGACCUGGUAUCCCGGAGGAUAUUGAGCUGUUAGUGAAGCCGUUGCCGGAUAAGAAGGGAAAAGAGUACGAUGGCGGAUUCCAUCGGUAUGGAAAUUCGAAGUUGGCGAAUAUCAUGUUCAUGCACGACCUCAACGCCAAGCUUGAAAAGAAUCCCAAGCUCUCUGGUAUCACAGCUAUAGCAAUGGACCCAGGCGGCAUGGUCGACUCCCGUGCGCACAAGAUCCAGACACCUUUCAUGAGGUUCGCUUUUAGUCUUGUGCUUAUAUCACUCCCUAUUCUUCGACAUUUCACCGAUACCAUGCGGCCAGCAGCGCAAUCAGGUCGAGAGCUGGUAGAGUUGAGCGUUGGGGAGAAAUACAAGGGCACAAAGGGGUAUUUCAUGGGGGCAAGACGGGAGGAAGAGGAUAUUGCGUGCAAGGAUGCCCAUACGAGGGAACUGUUGUGGAAUGCUUGCUGGAAGUGGGCUGGGAUGAAGGAGGAAGACACUGUUUUAUUGUGA
Molecule: messenger RNA, 978 nt
Organism: Fusarium subglutinans
Lineage: Eukaryota; Fungi; Ascomycota; Sordariomycetes; Hypocreales; Nectriaceae
Product: dehydrogenase reductase
Exons: 2
Coding region: 1-978 (325 amino acids)
Cellular component (GO): endoplasmic reticulum membrane; lipid droplet; mitochondrial outer membrane
Molecular function (GO): 3-beta-hydroxysteroid 3-dehydrogenase (NADP+) activity
Source: RefSeq, a predicted model, not a curated record